Messenger RNA from Seriola dumerili (greater amberjack), 2330 nucleotides. Its product is annotated as cryptochrome-1-like. Gene Ontology annotation, molecular function: DNA binding; FAD binding. NCBI's taxonomy places the organism in Eukaryota, Metazoa, Chordata, Actinopteri, Carangiformes, Carangidae. Gene Ontology annotation, biological process: circadian regulation of gene expression; entrainment of circadian clock by photoperiod; negative regulation of DNA-templated transcription. The transcript is spliced from 15 exons. Gene Ontology annotation, cellular component: cytoplasm; nucleus. The record is from RefSeq and is a predicted model, not a curated record. Bases 154 to 2166 code for a protein of 670 amino acids.
AGGUACAGGGAGACAGGAGGGAUUCUCAAGCUGAGACUACAGGCAACCACCCGGCACACAGCACUUUCUCACACAUCAAAACCGAGGGAAGAAAUGCUUCUUUCUUUGGGCUUGACAUAAAUAUCACCCCCGAGGAGCCAGUACAAGAAUAAGAUGGCCCGAAAUUCCAUCCACUGGUUCCGGAAGGGCCUCCGUCUCCAUGACAACCCAGCGCUACGAGAGGCUGUCCGCGGGGCGGACACAGUGCGCUGCGUUUACUUCCUGGACCCAUGGUUUGCGGGCUCCUCCAACGUCGGGGUCAACAGGUGGAGGUUUCUCCUCCAGUGUUUGGAGGAUCUGGACGCCAACCUUCGGAAACUGAACUCUCGCCUUUUUGUCAUCAGGGGCCAACCAGCCAACGUGUUCCCACGGCUCUUUAAGGAGUGGAAGAUCUCUCGACUGACCUUCGAAUACGACUCGGAGCCUUUCGGGAAGGAGAGGGACGCUGCCAUCAAGAAGCUGGCCAUGGAGGCAGGGGUGGAGGUCAACGUCAAGAUAUCGCACACCCUCUACGACCUGGACAAGAUCAUAGAGCUGAAUGGCGGGCAGCCUCCUCUCACCUACAAGCGUUUCCAGACCCUGAUCAGUCGACUGGAUCCUCCGGAGAUGCCCGUGGAGACGCUGUCAGACACCCUGAUGGGCCACUGCGUCACCCCCAUCUCUGAGGACCACGGAGACAAGUAUGGGGUCCCAUCCCUGGAGGAGCUAGGCUUUGACAUUGAGGGCCUGCCCUCAGCGGUGUGGCCAGGAGGAGAGACCGAGGCUCUGACCAGGAUAGAGCGCCACCUGGAGAGAAAAGCAUGGGUGGCUAAUUUUGAGCGCCCCAGGAUGAACGCCAACUCGUUACUGGCCAGCCCAACAGGCCUCAGCCCCUACCUGCGCUUCGGAUGCCUCUCCUGUCGCCUCUUCUACUUCAAGCUGACUGACCUCUACCGCAAGGUGAAGAAGAACAGCUCCCCUCCGCUCUCUCUGUACGGCCAGUUACUAUGGCGCGAGUUCUUCUACACGGCGGCGACGAACAACCCACGCUUUGACAAGAUGGAGGGUAACCCCAUCUGCGUCCGCAUCCCCUGGGACAAAAAUCCAGAAGCGCUCGCCAAGUGGGCCGAGGCCAAGACGGGCUUUCCUUGGAUAGACGCUAUCAUGACUCAGCUGAGGCAGGAGGGCUGGAUCCAUCACUUGGCCAGGCACGCAGUGGCCUGCUUCCUCACCAGGGGGGACCUGUGGAUCAGCUGGGAGGAAGGGAUGAAGGUCUUUGAGGAGCUGCUUCUAGAUGCAGACUGGAGCGUGAACGCAGGCAGCUGGAUGUGGCUGUCCUGCAGUUCAUUCUUCCAGCAGUUUUUCCACUGCUACUGCCCCGUGGGCUUCGGCCGGCGCACCGACCCCAACGGGGACUUCAUCAGACGAUACUUACCUGUCCUCCGAGGUUUCCCCGCUAAGUUCAUCUACGACCCGUGGAACGCUCCGGAGUCCGUGCAGGCAGCCGCCAAGUGCAUCAUCGGCGUCCAUUACCCGAAGCCCAUGGUGCAUCACGCCGAGGCGAGCCGACUCAACAUCGAGAGAAUGAAACAGAUCUACCAGCAACUUAGCCGAUACAGAGGACUGGGCCUGCUGGCGUCAGUGCCGUCCACGAAUGGGAACGGGAACGGAGGAAUGAUGGCCUACUCUCCUGGAGAGCAGCAGCCAGGGACCAACAACAACAACUCACAUUUGCCUGGAGUGUCGGGGAGCUCCGUUGCGACGGGUAACGGCAGCGGAAGCAUCCUACUCAACUUUGACAACGAGGAACAGACGCGGCCCAGCAGCGUUGGGCAACAGCAACAGCGACUGCAACCGCUGCCACAUCAACAACAACAGCAACAACAGCAACAACAGCAACAACAGCAACAACAGCAACAACAACAACAGCAUGGAUACCACUCAGUGCCAGACGCCAGCCAGACCAUCACCAGCAGCCGACUCUACCACGAGUUUGCUGUGCCUCAACACCCAGGACUCCUCUUGCACACCAGAGGCAGCAUCACAGGAAAGCGGGAGCGCGAGUCGGAACGUGACGGGUCAGGGGAGGAAGACCCGGCUUCCUACUCCAUGCAUAAGAUGCAGAGGCAGAGUGCAGAGACUACCUAGAGCAGGCGUAGACGAGACUGUCUGUCUGAAUCCACAUUGGUCACCAUCCGGGCAGCAGAGAGUGGAAAUCCCAACGUCGCCACCUGUCCUCAAAACAAAACGCAGCUCCAGACACGACCGCCUCCUCCUCAGACAAACCUUAAACUUCUCUUUCUGUCUUAACA